AUGCUAUCCGAUUCCUUGAAUUGGAAUUUGGUCCAGAUUGUGGAUAAUUCACCAACUGGUCAAGUGAAAUGGGGAUCGAAAGCAAAUGGAACUUGGACUGGUCUUUUAUCUCAUUUGAUAAACGGUACUGCAGAUACAAUUUGCACAACAUAUCAAUAUACUACAGUAAGAAGUCAAGAUUUUGAUUUCUCUUAUCCAUUAACUAAUGUGAGUUAUUUUAUCGAAUCAAGACAAUAAAAAAAGACAUUUCUAGGUACAACCAUUUUUUGUGGCCCGAGCCAAGAAUGAAACAAUAAAUUCAGUUCUUUGGAAUGCUUUCAAACCUUUUAGUUGGGCAGUUUGGGGAACUUUAUUCGCUAGUUUGAUUUUUAAUAUUUUUGUGAUGAUUUUCAUUUCAAAAAUUGAAUGUAUGAUUGCACUUCGACAAAAAUUCCAACCUUUCGAGAUGAUUUGGAAUAUUGUUCAAUUACAGCUCAAUGAAAAAUCUGAUGCAUUUAUUUUCUUCACAAUAUCUGGUAUAAUAAAAUAAUUCUCGGGAAAAGAACCGCAUCUUACCGCAACUGUGGCAGCAUUUGUCGCAGCGCUGCGGCAAUUUGUCGCAGCGCUGCGGCACCGCAACACAUGCGCCGGAGUUGCGCCCAUUUCCGCAACAGUUCACGCAACAGUUGCGAGUUUUGUCGCAACUCCGGCGCAUGUGUUGCAGCAAAAAAAUGCUGCAGCGCUGCGACAAAUUGCCGCAGCGCUGCGACAAAUGCUGCCACAAUUGCGGUUCUUUUCCCGAGAAACGCUAUCAAAAAUUGUGGAUAGAAAACUUUUUUCAGGAAACAUUGUUCUGUUUCUAUUUGCAUUAUUGCAGUCUGGAUUGAUGGUUGAUUUAUACAAAGGAUUACUUUUGACAUCAUUGUUGACUUCAAAUAGAGCGACACCAUUUCAGGUUUUAUUCUAUACUAAAAAGUUUAUCAUAGCUUGUUAUUUUUCAGAACUCAGAUGAAAUGAUCCAACUGAUUGCAGAGAAUAAAUAUCACAUAGUUACAGAUUGGUUGAGUUGGUAUUAUGAUGAUUUGGAACAUUCCAACGUUUCACAUUUUGUCAAACUUCGAGCAGCUGUGAAAAACAAUCCAGUUGUAUGUCGUUAAAUGAAAUCAGGUACCAUCAAAAUUCCAAAUAUUUUUUCUUCAGGUUCAAGUUCGGAGUGUCGAUGAAGCUUUAGAUCUCGUAGAUACUGGAAAAUAUGUGUAUCCAAUGCAGCAAGAUACGUUAUCAUUCCAUAUGUCAAAAGAACGAUGUGGCUAUAUUUAUAUUGGACAAGGUUAGUUAUUUUUGAGUUUCUUAAGAUUCACGUGAAAAAAAAAACAAUUUAUAGGAAUGCCGCAAGUUUUCUCAUAUUUCUUAUUUCCAAAAAACUCAAGUUAUAUUUCGGAAUUCAAUCAACACAUUAUCAAGAAUUAUGAAUUCAUUCAAAGAACAAUCAACAAAUACUUCAUUAGUGGCUAUGAACUAGGAAAGGGUUCCUGUGGAUCAGAUUCCGAAGAUUCGCAUGAAUAUUCAAACAAUCUAGAUUCCAAAAUCAAAAAUAGUGUAUCCCAAAAACCUUUGGAUUUAGAAUCAGUAAUUGGUGUAUUUAUGAUUGGUGCAUUAGGAAUUGGAAUAAGUUUCAUCGCAUUUUUCACAGAAAUUUAUCAUUAUUGGCAUAUGAGAAUAUUAGAAAGACACAUUCGAUUGAAAAAUCAUAUAAACGUUCCCCAUUUGGUGAAAAUUGCACAGUUUCAUUUGAGUUCCAAAGAAAAUCAUAAAAACAUAGAUGUUAUGAAAUUGGUGGAUGUUUUACCAAAAAAACAGAUUUGA
This is a messenger RNA of Caenorhabditis angaria, 1845 nucleotides long. NCBI's taxonomy places the organism in Eukaryota, Metazoa, Nematoda, Chromadorea, Rhabditida, Rhabditidae. The record is from the annotation of a GenBank genome assembly.